Molecule: messenger RNA, 723 nt
Organism: Pipistrellus nathusii (Nathusius's pipistrelle)
Lineage: Eukaryota; Metazoa; Chordata; Mammalia; Chiroptera; Vespertilionidae
Source: the annotation of a GenBank genome assembly
AUGGCGACUGCCAUGUACUUGGAGCACUACCUGGACAGUAUCGAGAACCUUCCUUGUGAACUUCAGAGGAACUUCCAGCUGAUGCGUGAGCUGGACCAGAGGACAGAAGAUAAGAAAGCAGAGAUUGACAUCCUGGCUGCGGAGUACAUCUCCACAGUGAAGACUCUGUCCCCAGAGCAGCGGGUAGAGCAUCUGCAGAAGAUCCAGAGCGCCUACAGCAAGUGCAAGGAGUAUAGCGAUGACAAGGUGCAGCUGGCCAUGCAAACCUACGAGAUGGUGGAUAAACACAUUCGGAGGCUCGAUGCAGACCUGGCGCGCUUUGAAGCAGACCUGAAAGACAAGCUGGAGGGUAGCGACUUUGAGAGUUCUGGAGGACGAGGGUUAAAAAAAGGUCGAAGCCAGAAAGAAAAGAGAAGUUCCCGGGGGCGAGGCAGAAGGACCUCUGAAGAAGACACUCCAAAGAAAAAGAAGCAUAAAGGAGGGUCGGAGUUCACUGACACUAUCCUGUCUGUGCAUCCCUCUGAUGUGCUGGACAUGCCUGUGGACCCCAACGAGCCCACCUACUGCCUCUGCCACCAGGUGUCCUAUGGGGAAAUGAUUGGCUGUGACAAUCCAGAUUGUCCGAUCGAGUGGUUUCACUUUGCCUGUGUAGACCUGACCACGAAGCCCAAAGGAAAAUGGUUCUGUCCUCGGUGCGUCCAGGAGAGGAGAAAGAAGAAGUAA